AUGGCGGACGUCAAUGAUAAUCCCCAGUCUCGAACAAAGAACCGAAGGAAUCGCUUUACCGCGGAGCUAGAUUUGUUGGUUGCGGAGGAGUCGAGCGCACAGAAUCCAUACGCAGCUCGGAACCCUAGAGAAUGUUGGGAAAAGAUCGCCGAAAAUCUCACCGCUACUAAGAAAUUUAAGAUACCGUUGACUGAUCGUGCCUGCCAGGUUCGAGUGGAAAAACUGAUCGAGGCAUUCGUGAAACAAGAUCUUCGAAAUCUUGUUCGAACUGGCACGGAGGAAAUCUACGGACGUAUUGAAGCAGCUUUGCUCUCGUUGUCGGAGAGUAAACGGGAUGCCCAUGCUUUGAACGACCAGAAAAAGCAGCAAAAGGCAGCGGAGGCUCAGAAGCGGAAUGCAGAAACAGCCCUUAUUCAGAACGCCGGGGAGUCGACCUUCACUAAAAAGAAGCGUGUGGAUGAUCUCGCGGACUAUCGUCUUCCAUCCUCCAGCGCGUCAGGAGCUACUGACGGAUCUGACGAUGACGAAUGGGUGGAUUCAGCUGCCGAAGAGGAAGCGGCUAUGCAGAAGCCGGAUUAUGAUCCUGUGGCAUAUGAACGUGAAAAGGCUGCCCGCAGACUACGACAGAAGCGUAGCCGACCAGCAGCAGUGAAAUCGACCAAAGCGUCUGCCGAAAUGGAGGCUGUCAAAGCUAUUGCUGAGGGUGACAAAAUGAAAUGCAGCAUCAAGGAAAAGGAGCUGAAACAGGCGCGAGAAUUCGAGGAAAAAAAGAUAGAGCAGGAAAGACAGCUGCGAGAGAAACAGAUGGAACAAGAGAAAGAGCUAAGAAGUGCAGAAGACGAGCGAAAGUACACCGUUCGCAUGCGUGAACUAGAUUUACAAGAACGCGAGAUCGCCUGUAGAGAGCGUGAAAUUGCACUGAAGGAGAAAAUGAGUGGCAAUUAA
Paramacrobiotus metropolitanus is the source of this 945-nucleotide messenger RNA. Its product is annotated as inner centromere protein-like. The transcript has 2 exons. NCBI's taxonomy places the organism in Eukaryota, Metazoa, Tardigrada, Eutardigrada, Parachela, Macrobiotidae. Bases 1 to 945 code for a protein of 314 amino acids. The record is from RefSeq and is a predicted model, not a curated record.